Apus apus (common swift) is the source of this 8231-nucleotide messenger RNA. RefSeq names its product solute carrier family 30 member 9 (gene SLC30A9). Lineage: Eukaryota; Metazoa; Chordata; Aves; Apodiformes; Apodidae. Bases 155 to 1864 code for a protein of 569 amino acids. The transcript has 18 exons. Gene Ontology annotation, cellular component: membrane; nucleus. Gene Ontology annotation, biological process: positive regulation of transcription by RNA polymerase II; zinc ion transport; transmembrane transport. The record is from RefSeq and is a predicted model, not a curated record. Gene Ontology annotation, molecular function: monoatomic cation transmembrane transporter activity.
GCACAUCCGGGUGCCGCGGCGCCGCCCCCCCCGGCUACCGCUGCCGCCCGGGCCCGCGGGAGCCGCGCCGGGCUUCUCCCAUGCCAGUCGCCGCCCGCUCGCCGGCCGCUGCCGUGCGGCGGGGAGCGGCCGGGCUCCGCCGGCGGUCGCCGCCAUGAUGCCGGCCCUGGCCGCCCAGCGGCGGGGUUGCCGCGGCCUCUACCGCCUGUACCUGCGGUGCCAGGCGGCGCCGCUCCCCCGUGCCUGCCACGGAUGGCAAGCUUCAAUGAAAAGUGUGAGUCUGUCCUAUAUUUUACAAUGCAAUCGUCUGCCUGUGCAGUUGGUGAGGCAAGUGAGAGUUUAUACCUCCAAUGGUCAGAAAAAAGAUCUUGGAUCAGAAGAUACAAGUGGAUCAACCCCUAAAGAAAACCUGCAUAAAGUUGGAACAGGACAAGAUACGACCAAUGCAGGCCAGAAGCAGUCUUUCCUUAAAGAGCCAAUCCAAGUGAAAGUGAAAGCAGUCCUUAAAAAAAGAGAGUAUGGACCAAAAUACACACAGAAUAACUUCAUCACUGGAGUCAGAGCAAUAAAUGAGUUUUGUCUGAAAUCCAGUGAUUUAGACCAGCUGAGGAAAAUUAAAAGACGAAGCCCCCAUGAUGACACUGAGACUUUCACUGUGUACCUGAGAUCGGAUGUAGAGGCAAAGUCUCUUGAAGUUUGGGGUAGUCCAGAGGCACUUGCUAGAGAAAGGAAACGCCGUAAAGAAGCAGAGAUCAAGUACAGAGAAAAUCUAUUUAGAAACCAAAGGCUGUUGUGGGAAUACAAGGAGUUCUUUGGAAAUACUAAGCCACGCUCCAGUGCAGCAGCUAUGUUUUUCAAGGGACCAGGGAAGGUGGUAAUGGUAGCUAUUUGCAUAAAUGGCUUGAACUUUUUCUUUAAGCUACUUGCUUGGGUUUACACGGGUUCUGCAAGUAUGUUUUCAGAAGCCAUACAUUCUUUAGCAGAUACAUGUAACCAGGCAUUGCUAGCUUUGGGCAUCAGUCAGUCUGCAAGGACACCUGACCCUAGUCAUCCGUAUGGUUUCACAAACAUGCGCUAUAUUGCCUCCCUGAUUAGUGGGGUGGGCAUAUUCAUGAUGGGUGCAGGACUUUCUUGGUACCAUGGGAUCAUAGGUUUGCUCCACCCUCAUCCUAUAGAAUCUCUUCUCUGGGCAUACUGCAUUUUAGCAGGGUCAUUGGUGUCUGAAGGAGCUACCCUUCUGGUUGCUAUAAAUGAAAUUCGCAAGAGUGCUCGAGCCAAGGGCCUGUCAUUUUAUCAAUAUGUUGUGCAGAGUCGUGAUCCUAGUACUAAUGUGGUGUUACUGGAGGAUGCUGCAGCAGUUCUGAGUGUGGCUGUGGCUGCUACCUGUAUGGGUCUGACUUCUUUAACAGGAAACCCUUAUUAUGAUAGUGUGGGAUCACUAGGUGUUGGAACUUUGUUGGGAACUGUGUCAGCAUUUCUAAUCUACACUAACACUGAAGCCCUUCUGGGACGAUCUAUUCAACCUGAACAACUGCAGCGACUCACAGAGUUCCUGGAAAGUGAUCCUGUAGUAAGAGCAAUUCAUGAUGUUAAAGCCACAGACAUGGGAAUGAGCAAAGUGAGAUUCAAGGCAGAAGUAGACUUUGAUGGACGGGUUGUUACUCGUUCUUACCUGGAAAAGCAAGACAUUGAACAGCUGCUACAAGAAAUUCAACAAGUGAAAACCUUAGAAGAAUUAGAAGCCUUCAUGCUUAAACAUGGUGAGAAUAUAAUUGACACACUGGGAGCUGAAGUAGACAGACUUGAGAAGGAUCUAAAGCAACGGAAUCCAGAUGUUCGUCAUGUGGAUUUGGAGAUAUUAUAGACUUGGCAGAAGAAAUCUUCAGAUUGCCACCGUUUUGGAAAGAAGUCAUCUAAAGGGCUGAAAAGCCUCUGAAAUUGCAGUGACCUCAGCACCAUACCUCGCUUACUUUUUCCUAUAGGCUUCCUGGACUGUUAGCACUGCUUCUGUUUCUGGAAGAGUGCUAGACUUGCAGACAGAAAUUUCCAUGGCAAAAUCAGUUUUCAAAAGCUACUUGACUUAAAUUCCACAGGAGAGUCUGUCAGAGUGUAUUUACUGCAAUUCAGUACUUAAAACUUGAGGUUUAGUUAGGCAAAUAGAGCUGCCUGAAAAUAUACAACACACUUAGUUUUUCCAUUUGUGUCCCUUUGCAGUCAGUUUGCACUUCUUUAGUUUCUUUCAAGAUAUCAUUAAAGGUUCUUGGGAGAUAAUAAGAUUAGCUAGGAAGAGUUUGUUCCAGUGGAACCUGCCAACCUUAAACUAAUUGUAGUAUUUCAACUGUGUGAUUGUUUCACAGUUUUUCUUUUCUGUGAUAUAAAUUCCUCCAAACAGGUGCUGGCCUUCUCUCAAGUACAAUGACCUGGAAACCUUUGUCACCAUUGUUACUACCAACCACACUUCAGAAAAAUAAGGCUUUUCUUCUCAUUGGAAACAGCUGGAUGUGGGUAGCCAGAGUAUAUUAUGUUACUGUGAAGACAUUACUGUUGUACAGACUUCAGUGCACUUCUCUGUUUAAAUUUUGUUCUUUUUUCCCUUAUUUGACACUUGUUCUCCUAUUUGUAUCUUCAGAUGUAAUCUGGGAGAUAUUUAUGGUAGUACUUACUAAGAGUUACCUGGCAUUUUUGGCUUUUUAUACUUUGAAUAGGCUGUAUUGCCAGAUACAGUCUUUGAUAGAAGGUGUAAGAGAUGUAGCUGGAAGUUAAAAUAGAGAAAAAUGUAUUUAUAAUUAAACAAAUUAAUACAUUGUACUUUUAAUUUAUUGACCUCUAGACAUUAUCUGUUUUCUGAAUUCUAAACUGCUUGCUUCUGUGUGGUUUUUUUUGGUUUUUUUUUUUAAGAAUUGACUUUGCUUGUUUGGAAGAGUAAAUUCAUGCUAUGAGUGGUCCUCAACAAUCCUGACAUGAGUGCUUAGAGUUUUUAACUUUGAAAUGUACAAUUCUAGCACUGUACAUAACCAGCCUCAAGACUUUCUGCAAUGGGCACCCAAGUUCUACCAAAUUCUUGGGAGACCUGGUCGUUAUUAAUAAGGCCAUGAUUACUGAUCAUCAAAGUUCAAAUGCAAGGAAAUAACUGCAUAUAAAUAACUCAGAAGAAAAUCAUGUAUGAACUUUAGCAUAUUUUAGUAAAAUAAAUUGCUCAUGGGUGAGAGGUGGUAGCAAGACCCUUCUCAUGACUUGCUGAGUAACGACAGACUUGCUGAAAGAAGAAAUGUUGGUUUGAAAUACAUCUUCAAAAAUCAAUUUAAUCUUAAAUUACAAGCAUUGCAGCAAAUAAAUGUGCAGACCAGUAUGUCCAGAUUUGACUUAAAAGCAUUUUAGAACGUUAUUUUCAUACUAAGUGUUACUUACCAGUGAAUUAUGAGAAUUUAAAAUAGCAUGCCUUUUGACAACUGCAAAGCACUUUGCACGCUGGUCAUUUUAAGUAGCAGAACAUUCCAGAACUUAGUUACAGAUGGGACUUCACAUACACAGUGGGUGAAGGGGUCUCUUUAGCAUCCACGUCCAUAAUCCGUAUUUAUUGGUGGCUUUUUAGCAUAUUAAUUUAUUACAGAUAAUCCAAAAGAAGGCCGACUUAAGCUGGUUUUCUCCUAUUGUAGAACUAGGUAGUAUAUUUAAGCCUGAUUUGAAAUGCAGUUUGAAGGUAAUUUUGAAGUAUACUUGUACCAAGUAACUAACUGAGGCAUAUUUUAGUGCAUUAUGAAUCAUUUACCUUUCUCCUCACCCUUUCACGUGAACUUCAUCUCACCUCAGUCUGCAUUCUGCUGAUGUUAGUCUUGUACACGAAGAGCACUGGAAUCUGAUAACGCAUAACUUCUUCCCUUCUUAAAAUAUUUAAAUGGAUAUUGAAUUUGAAUAAACACUCUAAUAAACCCAUUAUUCCAGAAAUCCUAACAACCUGAAGAGAAGUAAAACUGGGAAAAUGUUUUUACUGGGGCAAGGUUAGUGGCAACAGCCAGUGUGAUUUACAUGAUUUGUGUACUGGAGUUACUGAUAAGAGUAGUGUUAGUAUGUGCUUCGCUGGGCAAAAAUUUUACUGAGAGGCUAGUAAAUGUUAUUUCAAUACUAAAGCGUUCCCACACCUUGUUUAAGAGAAGGCAUGAGUUUAUAUUCUGGGCAUCUUCUCCAAAAGCCUAUAAAGAUGUUUUCUUAUUCAUCAGAGAGGUAAUUCAUAAGAGUUCUGAUCUUAGUUUCCUUAUCUGAGUCAGAAGAUCGCCUUGGUUGGAAAAGACCUUCAAGAUGGAGUCCAACCAUUAAUCUAACAUUGGCAAGUCCUUAACUAAACCAUAUCCCCAUGUACCAUGUCUGUACACUGUCUGGUGUAUUUAUUUUGUAUUCCAAGAUAAAACUCAGAUCCUUGUCUCCCAGUUAGUUUUUAUAGGAUCACAAUAUACUAAAUUUAGGAAGUCAGAACUGGAAUGUUUUUCAUUAUAUAACAGUUGCAUAGUUUGAGAAUCCCAGUUCCAUUUUAAAAGACUACUCAGGUGGUAAUGUACCACAAAAAGGCAGGCAGACUGGUUUUGGCAGUUCCUUUUAAGUUUACGUGUCUUGCAGUUGGAUGACAAUAGCAAUUCAUUGAGCCUGUCAGGUUGGAAAGAAAAACUAUUUCCAAGCUGUUUUGUUUUAAUAUAAAUUGCAGAUUGUUUUUGACAGUUUUGACAUUUUUAAAGCUUUUUUUUUUCCUUAAUUGUCUAUGAUCUAAAACUUGGUGAUGUGGGUCCAGUACUUGGUUUACUUCUGUUUUAGUGUUUUUGGAGAAAAUGUUUAGAUAAUACAUUUACAUUAUAGAAUCCUCAGAAUUAAAGAAGACUUAAAAAGUGUGGAAGAGUGGAUUUUUUCUUUUAUCACAAAUGGAAUUACAAGUUUCUUUUAGAGUGAUUUUAAGGAAAAGGAGUGGGGAUUUAGCUAACAAUAAAGCUCUGUUCUAGGAUUUUUUUUCUCAAGGUAGGGUCUUUUAAAAUAACUUUUGUAGUCUGGCCUUGCAGGUUUAAUUUUUUCAAAUUGUGUUAAAGUACUACUGCCCUCUGGUUUGUGAAAGGUUGCUUACAUGUUGUGUAAUGUCUCAUAACUCAGUAAAAAUUGCCAUGUUUGAAAAAACUGAUUUAGUGUUCCAGUACACUGAGUGAUCUUAAUGUAUUUUAAGUCAGAGUUGGUUGCAGACUAAUAAUACAUGUUUUCCUGUAUGAUUCUUAUAAAAGAUAAAAUUCUGAAGUUACUGUUUUCCCCCCAUUAAUCAAUUUCAAGUCUAAAUUACCUCCUUUAUACACUCUGGAAUUCAGUAUUUCAGGUGUUCUCCCUCUACCCCUCCACUUUCUAAAGCAUUUAUUAAGCAUAUUGUAGUAGUAAAUACUUCAGUGGACUACUGUGUUACAGAGACUGCUGCGUGUUCUGGUCCACAAGUAGCAGGGACUUGGGGAACAGCACAAUUUUAAGGGCAAGUUGCAUCUUUUUUCUUCUGUGAACUUAUGCUCAAGCAGAAGGGGUUUUUAGGCUUUGCUUUUCUCCUUCCUUGAAUUCCUACACAUUUAUUAUUUUUUUUAAUAACUCUUACUUGUAGAAGCCAUUAUGACCAUGUUACGUGUUUUUAUACCAUGGCUAGAUGCUACUCUUGGUCUCUGGAUUUUCUGUACUGUACUUCUUGUUCAUUGAUAGUUGAUGAUAAUGAUUACUCUUGAAAGCUGAGAAUCAUGUUAGCCAAAGCUCAUGGAGUUUUCUGGCAGAUGCACUUUUUUCAACUAUGUUCAGAGACUCAGUUUUUGUUGAGGGGUUUUUACUGGCCCCUCUUUGAUAAGGGGGAGUAUAGGGAUGAGGUUUAGGUAUCUUUUGUCUAGGUAAUACACUCACUGCUAUUCUGUGUUUGCUGUAUUUGUUACCAUUUGAGCUGUCUUCUUUUUUUUUUUUUUGUAAAAAGAAAAAAUUACACAUUAUGGAAGUACCCCUAUUAAUGAUGAGUGCAUCAAAUACAGGCUUCCUGCAAAGAGUUCUUAGUCUUUUGUUUAUUGCAAGUGUGGCAAUUUUUGAAAAUUUUCAAUUAAUUAGCUCUUUCUCUAAAGUUGAUUUAGAUGUGUUUCUCAGAAAAGAGUCUACAGAAGCAUAUUGUUCAGGAUUGGAAAGAAAAGUAUUCAAUUUAAUGGUCAUGUGUUCUUAAGGCAUUUUGGCUUGCUAGAGUAGAAGGAUUGAUUAAUAUUGACUCCCAUACAUAAACUGAACUUCUGUGCAUUCCUAAAGGCUUAUGUUGCAGAAGUGAAUAUAGAAUGGCACUGUGCUUUUUUUCUUCCAGCUUAAGUAUUGUGCUGCUUCUAUUCUUGUUAGCUCUGAAUAGAGAGUACAGCUAAUAUCUUUUUACCUUCUUAAUGUAAAUAGGAAGUCAAGGGGUACCAAAAAGAUUUUUUGGUGGAGGGGUUGUGUAGCUUAAAAUAAGUAAGUAUUCCUUUCUUGUUAGUGAGACACAAAUAAUUAACAUUAAAAGUAGAACUAUGUCUUUAUUACAUAUACAAAGAUACAGGAACCCAGCCUUUAAAGCACAGUAGUCAGAUUUUGAAAUACAUGUCCUUUGAAGAAAAGAAAAUGUGCAGGGAACUCUUAAGUUGUUAUAUGGGCUAUAGAAAGUGCAAUCACUCAGGCUUUGCUGAAGCAAAAGAAAGGAGUGUGUGGUAAAAAGAAAAAAAUAGAAGGAAAAAAAAACUGGUUUUGAGCACUUGGGAACAGGAAAAGAUGAACACAAUCUAAAAAAUGUGGCCAGAAAUAAGAAAUUAUUAUUAGAGAGGAAAAGACCAGUAAGAAAUACUGUAUUUUUAUUAGAAUGCACAGAACUAUGUAGUAGAACAUUAUCUUUCUUUUGGCAAUAUUCAGAUAGUUGGGUGAUUCCUCCCUACCACCCCCAGCUAAAAAUAUUUUUUUUUCUUGUAAUGAAAAUCAGUGCCUCUGUUUAACUGUAUCUGAAUAUGGUAUUCAGUCUUGCAGGUAUAUUCACCUUCUGAAAAGUUGGUCUUAUUGCUAAGGGUGAUGGUGUAAUCUCUAUCUGGAAUUUUGUUGGUGAGGUAUGUAUUUGGUAAGUGGAGGGUGAAUAAUUUCAGUUGUGGAAAUGGGAGCUGGAGUGAAUGAAAGAGAAGUUGAUUCUUUCAGCCAGAAAACUAUGGAAGCACUGAAGAUGUUGGGGGUGGGGCGGGGGGGGAAGAUGAUGUUCUGAGGUGUACAGAAUUCUUGCAUUGGACUGUAAUUGGUGAAUAUGCAAGUCUGUAUUUUUCAAGCUGCUUAAACACCUGUGGAUAAGCAAGUUUUCUAGUUAAAUUAAUCACAUUCUGAACAGGAGUUUAAGAAAAUGUUCAAAACAUAAUGUGAAAAGGAUGUAGAUUUUUUAAAUAGCACAGAUAGGUACUAUAAUGGAUUAUAGUAGAUAGGCAGAAAAUUGUAAUUCUGUCCUACAUUACACAAGGCUCUUGAGGACAGUUUCUUUUUUCUGUGUAAACAAAAGCCACCAAUUAAAAUAAAAGGUCUUAGUUACUUUCUGUGAGUGUUACACUAACAGUAAGCCUGGUCAAAUUUUUAAUUGCCAGCAUAUUCAUAGUGCUGCUAUGGAGAGAAGUUGUUAAUGUAGUGGAAUAGAGCUUGACACUAGGAUAUACUUAAUUUUUGUAACCUAAAUUUUGACUGUAUUUAAAACUUGAGGUUGUGAUCAGCUGCUUCAACUUGAAGACAGAAUUUUAAAAAAAUGCAAUGCUCUUUGUAAUAUAAAGGGGUUUUUUGUAAGUUUCUCUUCAAAUUAAAGAUGCUGUAGAACUACGUGAGAAGAAGUGUUCAAAAAGUGUCUAAAGCAUUUGGAAGGCAUUUUGGGUAUUGCAAAAAUUUUAUUAAAUCUGAAAGUCCAACAGUGAGGCUUCUCACUGGUAGUAGAAGUUUCAAAGGGCAAUCUCAGAGUUGAAACAUGUUUUUUCCAUGGAGCCUUUUUGAUCAAAUAUGUUCCCUCUCCCUUAUGUUUUUUGGUGUAUUGACUUUUUCAUUCUGUGUUUUGGUUACUUCGUAUUAGUAUGGGGAAGUAAUUUUGAUUUAUGAGGUGUAGACAUUUAAGUAUUUCUCUGCAUAUGUUUUCUUUUGUGUUUAUACUUGAAUUUGGUACAUUCUGUAAAAUGUCUGAAAGUUGUCAUUAUACAGUAAAAUGUUACAUAGCCAGUAAA